AUGCUGCGGUUCUUCGCCUUUCUACAUCUCCCUCCUGAGCUCAGCGCCCAACAUCUCCAGCAGGAGCAGCACCUCCUCUUCCGGGCCAUCCUGACCGUCACCGUGUCAUCGACCCAGCAGAGGCUCCUUCGUGGCGGCGAGCUGAAAAAGCUCAUCGCACAGGCAGCGUUUGUGGAAACCCAAGCUCACAUGGACCUGCUGCUUUGUGUCUUAACCUAUGUAGCCUGGGGGUACGAUCAGUUCUUCAACAAGGUCGCCAGUUCUUCGCGCCUCACUCAAUUGACCAUCUCACUCGUAGGCGCUCUCCACCUGCACAAAUCGCUGCCUCGCGAGGCCCAUUCGAUGCCAGGCGAAGUGCACGAGAUCGCCAUGCCUCACACGACGAAUGCGGAGACUCGUCAACUGCUGCUGGAGCGGGCACGGGCGGUGCUUUGUUGUUUUCUCCUGAGCUCGAUAGUCUCUUCCUAUUUCGGCGAUAUGGACGCGAUGCGAUGGACCCCGCAUGGAGCAUACCUGCGCAAUAUUGAUGGCACCACCCCCUGUCCAACCGACAAGAUACCAACGAGGACAGCAAGGAGAAGGGUCGGUUCCGACAAGGAGCCUGCUCGCGAGUUCGUCCACGAAUACGUCAAUGGCAUCACUGCAUUGAUCAUCAUCGUUCCCACCACACUGGUCUACUUCCUCCUCAUGCUCGACGGUUCGAUCAUCUCCAUGGCGAUUCCCACCAUCACCUCCCAGUUCGACUCGCUGCUCGAUACUGGCUGGUAUGGCGGAGCGUAUCAGCUAGCCAGCUCGGCCUUCCAGCCUCUCAGCGGCAAAAUCUACACGUACUUCAGUACAAAGGUAGUAUUCUCUUCUCCCGUUAGAAAGCUUUCCAUCGUGUUCAAAGGAGCUAACCGCGCGGCCAAUGGUCCUUCCUCGCCUUCUUCGUCGUCUUCGAACUAG
Monascus purpureus is the source of this 945-nucleotide messenger RNA. The record is from the annotation of a GenBank genome assembly. NCBI's taxonomy places the organism in Eukaryota, Fungi, Ascomycota, Eurotiomycetes, Eurotiales, Aspergillaceae.